This is a messenger RNA of Leptopilina heterotoma, 3383 nucleotides long. RefSeq lists its product as uncharacterized. Gene Ontology annotation, molecular function: UDP-glycosyltransferase activity. The transcript has 10 exons. The record is from RefSeq and is a predicted model, not a curated record. The coding region runs from base 128 to 3268 and encodes 1046 amino acids. Lineage: Eukaryota; Metazoa; Arthropoda; Insecta; Hymenoptera; Figitidae.
AUAAUUUCAAUAAUAGUUGUUAUCUCUUAAAUAUACGGUGCAUCAAUAUUAAUGUAUUUGAAUGGCAAGUUAAAGUGACUCGUUAUAUUUUAACUUUAAUAGGCAUUUAAAGAGUGAAGUGGACAAAAUGCAUUUUUUAAGAAAUUUAAUAAUAUUCAUAAUUUUUUGUCUCGCGUUGGAAGUAAAUACAUAUCGUAUUUUGGGCAUUUUUCCCAUUGCGUUUAGAAGUCAUAAUAUAUUCUUUCAAGCGUUGAUGAAAGUUUUAGCUAAAAAUGGUCAUCAGGUGGAUGUUAUUUCACACUAUGAAUUUCCCAAACCAGUUGAAAAUUUAACAACAAUUGUCAAUUUGGCAAAAAUUGAUUUUCCAUUUCCACCAAAUGUAUUCGAAGAUCUAGAUGAUUGUUUUGCAAUUCUUGAAGAUGGAAUAAGAAUUCUAAGCGAAGAUUAUGGAACAAAAUUGUGUAAACUUAUGGAGCAUCCAAAAAUUAAGGAUAUUAUUAUGAACCCACCAAAUGAUCCGCCCUACGAUGCCAUCAUUGUGGAGGGAUGGGCCUUGAGUUGUUAUUACGGUAUCGGAUAUCUUUGGAAUGUACCAACGAUAACGGCUACUCCAAGUUUAGAAUUUCCGUGGAUUAGUCGACAAAUUGGAAAUCCAUUGUCAACGGCUUUCUUUCCAAAUUUCCUGAUGCCAAAAGCGAAAAUCGAAACAUUUGCAGAUCGUUUACAGAAUACGAUAAUGAGCAAUUACCUAAUAUAUAAAUUUUUCUCCUACACUGAUGAACCACAAACAAAAUUGAUGAGACAAAUUUUGAGUCCUGACAUGCCAACGGUCAGAGAAAUUGAAAGAACAGUUGCAUUGAGUGUGGUAAAUACUCAUUUCACUUUACAGGGAAUUAGACCCUUGACACCGGCAUUCAUCGAAGUGGGAGGUUUACAUGUUGAAGAGGAUGAUUCUUCAAUAUCGAAAAAUUUGCAACAAUGGAUGGAUGAUAGUAAAGCAGGUGUUGUCUAUAUGUCCUUUGGAUCAAUCGUAUUUUUCGAAUCAUUAUCAAAAGAAAAAAUAUAUGCUCUUUAUGCUUCAUUUUCAAAAAUUGCACCAGUUCGAGUGCUACUGAAAGCGAAAAAGGGGAAAAAAUUUCCACCGGGACUUCCUAAGAAUGUUAAGACAAUGGAAUGGGUACCACAAAUACCCCUACUGAGGCACAAUAAUACGCGAGCAUUUAUAACACACGGUGGUGUGCACAGUAUACAGGAAGCCAUUUACUAUGGUGUACCUGUUAUUGGAGUACCAUAUGUAUACGAUCAAGAUGCAAAUAUAGACAUUUUGAGAACCAAAAAAAUGGCCAUUCACGUUAAUCAUGAGGAAAUUAGUGAAAAAAUUAUGGACAAUGCACUAAAUGAGAUUUUGUACAAUCCAAUCUAUAGGGAAGCUGCGAAAAAUAUGUCACGAAUUUUUAAAGAUCGACCAGUAAAGCCAAAAAGAGCGGCUACAUUUUGGAUUGAAUAUAUAAUAAGAAAUGGAGCCGAAUCCCUAAGAUCACCUGCUGUAAAUAUGUAUUGGUGGCAAGUUGAAUUGCUUGAUGUUUAUGGAUUCUUAUUGCUUUUUAUAAUUUUAGUUCUUUACACGAUAAAAGUUAUUCUAAUACUCAUUUUUCAAAUGUGCUUCAAAGAGAAAAUCAAGUCAAACUUAAAGAGAAAUAUGAAUCAAAUUGGAAAAUUUUUUAUAAUAUUUUCAAUAAUUCUUUCAAUAAAAGUUGAGUCGUACAGAAUUUUAGGUAUAUUUCCAUUGGCAUUUAAGAGUCAUAAUAUAUUUUUUAUGUCAUUUAUGAAUGGUUUAGCUAAAAAAGGGCAUCAAGUUGAUGUCAUAUCAUAUUACGAACAUAAAAAUCCACACGAAAAUUAUAAAACGAUUAUUAAUUUGAGAAAUCUUAGUUACGAUCAUCCUGUAACACAAUUUGAAACUAUUGAACAGCCUAUUGCAAUUGUUGCCGAUAUUGUCGCUUUUUCAAAAGAUUAUUAUGGUGUCAAUGUUUGCAAUCUAAUGGCUCACGAAGAAUUGCAAAAAUUUCUUCGAAAUCCACCGAAAAAUCCAAGCUAUGACCUUGUCAUCACAGAAGGCCUAUCAACAAAUUGCUACUAUGGUCUUGGUCCAUUUCUAAACAUACCGAUAGUAGUUCUUUCAGCAUGUUUAGAACUAGCUCCAAAAUCAAUAAUAAUUGGAAAUCCACAAUCAACAGCAUUCUACCCAUCACUUUAUUAUAAGAGAUUUGAAAUAAAGACAUUUUGGGAUCGAAUGGAGAAUACAUUAAGAUCCGUGAUCAAUUCAUACAGAUAUGAGUCAUACACGGAAAAUCAAUCCGGAGCAAUGAAAAAAUAUUUAGGCUCAAAUAUGCCAACAGUGAGGGAGGUAGAGAGGAUGGUAUCUUUAUUUUUUAUAAACACAUUUUACACCCUACACGGAGUAAGACCGAUAAUUCCAGCAAUCAUCGAAGUUGGAGGACUACACAUUGAGGAAGAUGAUUCUAGUUUAACACCAAAAUUAAAACAAUGGCUAGAUGAAAGUACACAUGGAGUUGUAUUGUUUUCUUUUGGAACACUAGUACAUAUUGAAUCUCUUCCCAAUAAUGUGCUUCCCUCAAUUGUUUCAAUUUUUUUCAAACUUGCACCAAUGAGAGUUUUAAUAAAAUCAAAAACAAACUCAUUUCCGGUUCAGCUUCCAAAUAAUGUCAUUGCCAUGAAAUGGAUUCCACAAAUAUCUGUCUUAAGACAUCCUAAUACACGGUUAUUCAUUUCACACGGUGGUAUUCACAGUGUCAUGGAAGCUGUCUACUUUGGCAUUCCAGUUAUUGGAACACCCUUAUUUUAUGAUCAAAUACAAAAUAUUGAAAUGCUAGUCUCCAAAAAUAUGUGCAUUAGUAUAAAGUAUGAAGAAAUAACCGAUAAUACAAUAAAUGAAGCGUUACAAGAAAUAUUAAGCAUUUCAAAAUACAGGAAAGCAGCUAAAUAUCAAUCACAAAUAUUUCGUGAUCGACAAUUACAUCCAAGAGAUGCUGCAAGCUAUUGGAUAGAAUAUAUCGUAAAAAAUGGAGCACAUUCGUUACGAUCAUCAUCGGCAGAUAUGCAUUGGUGGCAAAUGGAUCAACUUGAUGUCUAUGGAUUUUUAUUACUUUGCAUGACAUUAAUUAUUGUCUUUAUUGCAAUCAUCAUUAAAAAUUUAUUAAGCAUUACCCGAAAACUAAUAUCAAAUCAAAAGAGAAAAACAGAAUAAUAAUAUUCAAUCAUUUUAAAUUUUAAAGCAUUAAUUUUAGAUCCUUGAAGUUAGCAUGGACGCUAAGCGUCAACAAAUUUACUAUUUCUGAGAAACAAUAAACAAUUGAAUAAUU